ACCACACUAAGCGCGCGCGUUUAUUUUCGUUUACUUUACAUCUGAUUUAUUUAUUUAUUUUGAAUGUAAAUAGUAUUUAAAAUUAAGGAUACCAUUAUUUAAUAAAAUGCCUUAUUCUAUGAUACGGCACUUACGCCGAACAGUGCUUUUAACUCACCAAAUACGACUCGAAAGCACCAUGACUAAUUUAACUCAUGAAGAUUACCUGAUUCGACCUCCAAUAACACAAUGGAGCAAAAUAAUUAGAGAAGCAGAGAAAAUUGUUGGAUAUCCAACCUCUUUCAUGAAUCUUAGAUGGCUAUUAAGUGACGAAUUCGCUAAUAUGGCCAUGCAUUUACGCAAAGUGGUGGACAGUAACCAUCCAUUAAUGAAAACAGCAAAAUCGGUCAUAUAUAAUGAACAUAACAACCUACAACCAUGGGGCUUAGUCAUCUUACUUCUGUCAAAAGCAGUUAACCCACCAAUGUCACCUUUGCAAGCCAAUAAAGUAAAUGAGAGCCAACGUAACCUUGCCGAAUUAACAGAGAUGAUACGAACAGGUCACUCAGUUCACAGAGGUCUUCUGAAUAUACCAAGAGGAAAAUAUAAAGAUUUUGAUACAGAAUUAUUUGCUAAUAAAAUAGCUAUAUUAAUCGGUGACUACUUACUCGUUACCGCUAAUGGGAUGCUGGCACGUUUGAAAAAUCAAGAUUUAUCAUAUUUAAUAUCUACAGCAUUACGUGAUAUAAGUGAAGGUGAAUUCUUUGGUGAUAGGGAUUCUCAAAACUUACCGCUACCAGGUAAACCUCUAAGUAUGUUGGAUUUGUAUGAAAUAAAUAGUGAUACUUUGCCUUUUGAUGUGACCAAUGUAUUAGGAUCACCAACAAAAGAGUGGACAUUACGGACAUUGUACGGUGGUGGUAGUUUAUUCGGUCGGGGAUGUGAGGGUGCUGUUUUAUUAGCAGGUAAAGGUAAGAAAGAACAAGAAAGGGCUUAUUUACUGGGUUGCCAUUUAAGUUUAGUAUGGCAAGCGGCCAGUGACUUACAGAAAUUCACAACAGAUAAUAAAGAAUCUUACUCUUUAGUUAGUGCUCCGGUAUUAUUCGCGGUGAAUGAGUCACCAGAUAUUUAUAAAGAGAUAGAAAAAUUUAAGAAUGAUUUAAGAGAAUUAGAUUAUGAUGCAAUUAAGAGUUGUGUUUUAAAAACAAAUGCGAUAGAACAAACUAGAAUGUUGUUUUCAACUAAUUCUAAAAUAGCGGCCAGGUAUGCUGAUAUGUUUGGUAACUGUGAAUCUAUUAGGACAAUUAAAAGGUUAACUGAAACAUUAUUAUAACAUUAGCCCUUUUUGUUAAAGAAAAAAAACAUAAUAAGGUGAUAUUUGAUAUUAAAAACUAAGUAGGUCUAACAAAAAUACCUGGAUAUUAGUACAAAGCUAAAGAUGGAACUAAUUAUUAGAAGAUUACAGUUAGGGGUAUACCAAUGCCAUAGAAAACAGAUUCUAACUUGACAUAUCUAUUUAAACAGCUCUAAAGUGUUUUGAAUAAUUGUAAAACUAUAUUUUUAACCAAAAAUAUAUAGAAUAUUAGCUGUCGCUCGUGAUACCGUCCGCGAGGGUUUAAAAACAGAUAGACAAUUCUCAGACCUAUAGUAUAUGCACAUAAAAUUUUAUAUAAAUCGGUCAAGUCGUUUCCAAGGAGUAUGGUAACUAACAUUAUGACACGAGAAUUUUAUAUAUAAGAAAAACAUGUCUAUAGUAAGCCUUUCCGAGUACCAACAGAUUUUAGCAAUGUUCUCUUCAUUGUAAUACAAUGUGGUUGACCUUCAUCUAUACUAUGAUUCAUAAUUAACACUUUUACAUCCAAAUAAUUUUAUUUACAUAUUAAACAAAGUUCGAAGGAUUUUGUAUAAUAUAUACAAGUAUAAUAUAUACAAUAUUUUACUAUUAUCACUUGGAAGAGCACCGGUGGCUCAGGGGCUUAAGCACUUGACUUGCAAUCUGCAGGUCCUGGGUUCGAAUCCCUCCAUGUACCAAUGCUAUU
Messenger RNA from Papilio xuthus (Asian swallowtail), 2018 nucleotides. RefSeq names its product decaprenyl-diphosphate synthase subunit 2. The record is from RefSeq and is a predicted model, not a curated record. Gene Ontology annotation, cellular component: transferase complex; mitochondrion. The transcript is spliced from 2 exons. Gene Ontology annotation, biological process: isoprenoid biosynthetic process; ubiquinone biosynthetic process. Gene Ontology annotation, molecular function: prenyltransferase activity. Lineage: Eukaryota; Metazoa; Arthropoda; Insecta; Lepidoptera; Papilionidae. The coding region runs from base 107 to 1312 and encodes 401 amino acids.